This is a messenger RNA of Sorex araneus (European shrew), 1218 nucleotides long. RefSeq names its product S-antigen visual arrestin (gene SAG). Lineage: Eukaryota; Metazoa; Chordata; Mammalia; Eulipotyphla; Soricidae. The transcript has 15 exons. Gene Ontology annotation, molecular function: G protein-coupled receptor binding. Bases 1 to 1218 code for a protein of 405 amino acids. Gene Ontology annotation, biological process: G protein-coupled receptor internalization; signal transduction. The record is from RefSeq and is a predicted model, not a curated record. Gene Ontology annotation, cellular component: photoreceptor outer segment; photoreceptor inner segment.
AUGGCCGCCAGCACGAGGUCCGGCAAGGCUGCCCCCGACUGCGUCAUCUUCAAGAAGGUCUCCCGGGACAAGUCAGUGACCAUCUACCUGGGGAAGAGGGACUACAUAGACCACGUGGACAAGGUCGAGCCCGUGGAUGGUGUCGUGCUGCUGGACCCCGAGCUGGUGAAGGGGAAGAAAGUGUACGUGUCCCUGACCUGCGCCUUCCGCUACGGCCAGGAGGACAUCGACGUCAUCGGCCUGACCUUCCGCCGGGACCUGUACUUCUCGCGGGUGCAGGUCUUCCCGCCCGUGGGGGCGGCCGGCGCGCCCACCAAGCUGCAGGAGAGCCUGCUGCGGAAGCUGGGGGAGCACACGUACCCCUUCGUGCUCACGUUCCCGGACUACCUGCCCUGCUCAGUGAUGCUGCAGCCAGCGCCGCAGGACACGGGGAAGUGCUGCGGGGUGGACUUCGAGGUCAAGGCAUUCGCCACAGACGGAGAUGCUGACGAUCAGGACAAGAUCCCCAAGAAGAGCUCCGUGCGCCUGCUCAUCCGCAAGGUGCAGCACGCGCCGCCGCAGAUGGGGCCGCAGCCCUGCGCCGAGGCCGCCUGGCAGUUCUUCAUGUCCGACAAGCCGCUGCAGCUCUCCGUCUCCCUGGGCAAGGAGAUCUAUUUCCACGGAGAGCCUAUUCCUGUGAAGGUGACAGUGACCAACAACACGGAGAAGACCGUGAAGAAGAUUAAAGCCAUUGUGGAGCAGGUGGCCAACGUGGUUCUCUACUCGAGCGACUAUUACGUUAAGCCAGUGGCCGCAGAGGAGACACAGGAGAAGGUGCCCCCGAACAGCACGCUCACCACCACGCUCACGCUGCUGCCCCUGCUGGCCAACAACCUGGACCGCAGGGGCAUCGCCCUGGACGGCAAGAUCAAGCACGAGGACACGAAUCUGGCCUCCAGCACCAUCCUGAAGGAGGGCAUCGACCGCACAGUCCUGGGGAUCCUGGUGUCGUACCAGGUCAAGGUGAAGCUCACGGUGUCUGGCUUCCUGGGAGAACUCACCUCCAGCGAGGUGGCCACAGAGGUGCCCUUCCGCCUCAUGCACCCCCAGCCGGAGGACUCAGCGAAGGAAAGAAUUAAGGAUGAGAAUCUGGUGUUUGAAGAGUUUGGCCGUCAGAACCUCAAGGACCCCGGGGAGCCCGAGGACGGGAAGAAAGACCAGGAGCCCAUGGACGAGUGA